This is a messenger RNA of Suillus subalutaceus, 1947 nucleotides long. RefSeq lists its product as uncharacterized. The transcript has 12 exons. The record is from RefSeq and is a predicted model, not a curated record. Bases 1 to 1947 code for a protein of 648 amino acids. NCBI's taxonomy places the organism in Eukaryota, Fungi, Basidiomycota, Agaricomycetes, Boletales, Suillaceae.
AUGGAUGAAGGUCUCUUCAGUGACUCCCUCCAUUUCUCCAACGAUCCUAUCACUCAUCAUCUCACCAGCUCGCAAAAAGGGUCAACCAGUGGCGCAGAUGGUCGCAAGAAGUCAUUCCUUCCCGUCUUUUACCAUACCUAUCCUACAUUCAGACAACCUCAGCAAGAUAUUGGAGUUUGCAUAGCUGGAUGUAGGACUCGGAGCAUUACAGUUGCAUGCGUGCACUUCGACGUAUUGAAAGAAAUCGACAUCAUUGCAUGCCCUUGUUUCCCUGCCCCCCUCCAGCUCCUCUGUCGCGGUCUGUUUCCAUGUGCUCCUGUCACUCCCUCACUCGCAGUGGACUUGCGCAUUUUAGAGUUCAUCCAUCUGCUCUUUGUACGUCAGUCUCCCAACCAAACCGCUUGGUGUGAUGCGGUGGAAACCUUUCCAGAUGGAAUGGGUUACAAAUUGUUCUGCAAGAAUAACUUGCGUCAUCGUUUUGGCAAUGUUUUUCACUGGUACCGAGUACUGACCAUCAUGGCUCAUGAUCACAUUUCCACCCUCAUCACCGACCCCAGUGAAUACCUCUGUUCUCAUUGCCUGCUUUGUUUCAGAGGAAACACUUACCAUGGAUCAGAUCUUCAUUCUAUCCUAGACAUUAUCAUUUGCAUAGAUGCUUGUUUUACCCAAAAAUGUUCGACUAAUCCUCGCAGUGCUGACAGUAUCAACCCUCCUAAUCCAACUCCAACGUUCUUUCUAUCGGAUGACAAUGUCAAAGCGAUGGAGGCUUUCGUACAGAGUUGUUGCAGAGAGAGACGUCGAGUACGGGUCUCUAGAGUGAAAGGUGAUGAGGAUCACUAUGAAGAAGGGAUGCAUGUGCCAGUGUCUGUGCUGAACGGAUGCAGAGAAUCCUUUGUAGCUGCAGAUGAAAAGCAUCAAAAGGCAAGCCUGAUGGCCCUGCUAUGUAGACAUGACCGUGUCCUCUGGCUUGUCAACCUCACAUCAGCAGGAGAAAAGCAACACUACGCGCUCGCCCUCCUGGACCAGCUGUUCAAGCAUAUACCCCCUCAGAUGACCGUAGGACUUCCCUAUGACAUCGGAUGUCAACUCAAACGAAGCUGCCGAAAAUGGAAUCUUCUGGACGACAACACUCUAUCACACAUAUCCUUCGCCAUUGCGGUAUUCCAUGCAUAUGGCCACCAAUGGCCCUGUCAAAUCUUCCAUCAACGUCUUUUCGUCCUCGAUGUUCAGAUUCACCACCUGGACACACAAUCUAUCCAAGGCUAUGGGCAUUGGCUUCACCGGCGAUGGAUCCAUUGCCAGACGAAGAAGAACGCGGCUCUGGACAGUUUACUCAACUUAGACAUCGACGAGGAUAUGCUUCGUGCUCAGUGGAAGGCGCAAAUUGCUCACCAGACACGACCCAUUCCAUGGCAAUCCAAGAACAAAGCAGCGGAGGUUAUCACAACUAUCCUUGCGCUGGAGAAGACCCUGGAUGCUUACAAGACUUCUGUCCAUGAGCUAGAGAUGCAGCUUCAUCUCUCCAACGCUCGAUCACAAUGUGCCAAAACCACUGAUACCCUUCAGCAUUGUAAAGCUACUCUUGGAACGCAAGCAAAGGCCGAUCUUGAGAAGAUGAAGAACAAUACUUAUCUGACAGUCCGCUUGAAUGCUCGUGCAGUGAAAAUUUGUAUUCGGGACCGUCUCCGUCAACGCAAGUUUGAUUUGGAGAGGCUGGAGAGAUUGUAUCGAGCAACAAUUAAUGCGGAACACAAGAUUCGCACGAGCACCCAGAUUCUCAAAUUGGUCUCCACUUACAACAGCCUAUGUACUCAGUUGCGGUCUCUGAUACGUCAGUGGAGAGUUCCCCCUUCUACUGUUCCACCUCGCCCUAUUAUACGUGAGGGCAUCUUUCUACUUGACGUCGAUGAUGAGAUCUGGCAAGAUAUUGGUGUGAAAGAGAAAUAG